AUGGUGAGGUUCAAGAACAGAUAUCUUCUUUGUGAGAUUAUUUUUGAAAAUGGAAAGAUAUCGGAAUCCCUCAACCUAUACCAGAUCCUUAAUGCAAUCAAGGAAAGUCUCUCUACCAACUUUGGUGUAUUUGGUCUGGGCGUUCUAGCCAUUUCGCUGCAAGUGAAAUACUUUAAUCCAUUCACUGGGCUAGCUAUUGUGAGAGUCAAUAGAGACUACAUGCGCUUGGUUUGGGCAUGUGUGUCGCUUAUCACUGCUAUCAAUAAACGGAUAUGUAUGGUGAAAGUUGUCCAUGUUGGUGGAACGAUCAAACUGGUUCAGUCGCAGGCCAUCAAAUAUAACCAGACAAUUAUUUCUAAAUUGAGAUCGGAUUUAGUUUUGAGUGGUAAUUGA
Batrachochytrium dendrobatidis JAM81 is the source of this 393-nucleotide messenger RNA. RefSeq lists its product as uncharacterized. Lineage: Eukaryota; Fungi; Chytridiomycota; Chytridiomycetes; Rhizophydiales. Gene Ontology annotation, biological process: tRNA 5'-leader removal. Gene Ontology annotation, molecular function: ribonuclease P RNA binding; ribonuclease P activity. The record is from RefSeq and is a predicted model, not a curated record. The transcript has a single exon. Bases 1 to 393 code for a protein of 130 amino acids. Gene Ontology annotation, cellular component: ribonuclease MRP complex; multimeric ribonuclease P complex; nucleolus.